Auanema sp. JU1783 is the source of this 1065-nucleotide messenger RNA. The record is from the annotation of a GenBank genome assembly. Lineage: Eukaryota; Metazoa; Nematoda; Chromadorea; Rhabditida; Rhabditidae.
AUGGGCUUAAUAUUCGACAAAUCUCUCAUAGUUUUUCUGUUAUAUUUUCUGAUAGAGCUGCAAGUGGCUACUUGCUGUUUUCCCUGUGACGAAGUCUUUAGUUUAAAAGAUUCGAGGAGACGGAAGAUAGGUUCAGACUUCGAUUAUCUCAUGUUAACUCGGAUUUAUCCUGUAGCUGUAUGUCAGGCUGAUGAUGAUGCUGUUGCGGACUCCUGCGAAAUACCUGUUCAUACUCCCAGUUGGACGGUUCAUGGAUUAUGGCCCAACUUCCAAAACGGUUCAUAUCCACAGUUUUGUCAUGGUAGUCCUCCAACAUUCGACAUUAAUCUCGUUGAUCCUAUUCUUCACGAGCUAUCAACCAAUUGGCCAAAUCUGUUGACGCAUCAUUCUGUUGAAUCUUUGUGGAAACAUGAAUAUGAUAAACAUGGAACGUGUAGCCAAAGUGAUAGCAAAUUAGAAACAGAGUUAAAAUACUUCAAUGCAACUUUAGCUUUGAACGAAUUGUAUGACGUGGAUCAUGCACUUCACUUAGCAGACAUUCAACCAUCGCUUUAUCCAUAUAGAAAAACCGCUAUUCAAGAGGCUCUGAAUAAAUACCUCGGAAAGGGAAAACAUGUUCAGUUCAAUUGUCUCAAAGAUAGGAAGUCUGGAAAAACCAUGUUGGGGGAUGUGAGAAUGUGCAUAGACAAAGACUUUGCGAUUGUUGAUUGUCCAAAAGAGUAUAGUCCAAGAUCCAUUAGUAGAGGAGCUCCACUGCCAGCAUUCCACAAAUGUCCGGAAGACAUAACCUAUCUGUUGCCUCAAAAAACUCAUUUGAAAUCAGUAGACCAGAGGAGAAGGAAGAUUGUGAAUAUCUUGUAUUAUUUUAGUCCAUUCUUAUUCGUCGGAGCGCAUCCGUUUUCCUUCCGCCAAAGUAUUCCUGCUACGCUUUUGCUUAUGACCGUGGCCAUAUGUUUGUGCAUAUUCUAUAUGAUUAUAAAUCCCCUGUACUUCGAUAAGUGUAUUCCCGAAGAUGAUGAUGAAGAAACUGAGGAAGCUUCUAAUGGCGAAGCAGUUUUCGUUUGA